AUCAACAUGAAAUUCGUUAUUGUUUUUGUUGCUCUCUUCGCCGUGGCUUUGGCUGCUCCUCCAGCACAGCAAGUGGAAAUCGUGCGCCAGGACUCCGAUGUCCAACCCGAGGGAUACCGUUUCGGUUACGCAACUAGCGAUGGUUCGCAGCACGAUGAAGAAGGCCAGCUCAAGAAUGUCGGCAGCGAAGAUGAGGCCAUCGUCGUAAAGGGUUCAUACAGCUUUGUUGCCGAUGAUGGUGUGACAUACACAGUCAACUACAUUGCCGAUGAAAAUGGAUUCCAGCCCCAAGGCGCUCAUUUGCCCGUAGCUUAAAUUAUAAAAUUUAUUUAGUUAGCACAGCAAUAAGGAUGCCCGUAUACAGAGUGUUUUUGAUUGUGUAUUAUUUU
This is a messenger RNA of Anastrepha obliqua, 389 nucleotides long. RefSeq names its product larval cuticle protein 65Ag1-like. Lineage: Eukaryota; Metazoa; Arthropoda; Insecta; Diptera; Tephritidae. Gene Ontology annotation, cellular component: chitin-based extracellular matrix. The record is from RefSeq and is a predicted model, not a curated record. Gene Ontology annotation, molecular function: structural constituent of chitin-based larval cuticle. Bases 7 to 315 code for a protein of 102 amino acids. The transcript has a single exon.